UCUUGUGUUACCGUUUUGGUUUAUUUUUUAGCCAUUCCCUCCGAUGGAUUUAUCAUAGUUUUGUAAUAUUUUUUUUGUGUGUCCCGUGCGAAAUGCUUUGUUAUAUUACAAUUAUAAAAAUUUAUUUGAGCGUUCUUCACAAAGCAAAACAGUUGGACUCAAAGAAGACAAUCGGUUUUUAUCAUGACGCUCGUUACAGAAGGCUGGAAGUGCAAGAUGGCAAUGUGUCACAAUGAAGGUAGAGAACCGUCUUACCGUAGGCGGACUUCUGAAAUUUCCCCAGCAUGGAUGGAACUGGAUAAUGCAACGUCUCUUUACGUACGUCAGAAUGUCACUGAGGAGACUACAUCCAACCCACAUCUUGAUGUAAUUGCAUCCAGUCCAGACCUUCAAUGGCUUCUGCAGUCCUCAAUACCUUCCCAAUCAGAGACCAACUUGGAAACAUUGUCCCCAAUGAUACUGCCCGCCAUGCCUACCUGUCCCUAUUUGUCACAGAGCUCUAGUCUUGACCUGUCCUGUGUAGGAGCAGUGGGGGACAGUGUAGUAAGACACACUGAUAAACAUAUGUCCUCUGAGGAGCUUGAAAGGAUAAGGAUACGCAGGGAAAGGAACAGAGUAGCAGCUGCUAAAUGUCGGGAUCGUCGCCGUGUGCUUAUAGACACAUUACAGAACGAGACAGAUCAUUUGGAACGAGUAAAGACACAACUGGAGGAAGAUAUUGUUGCUCUUGAAAGGGAGAGAGACAAACUAGAGUUAGUCUUUGAGGCACAUAAGCCCUUUUGCAAGUUGAAUGACAUAAACCCAGAAUAAACACUAAUGCUGGUCCUGUUUAGUGGUGAGUCUGCUGGUUCAGACCAACCUUUUAUAAUAUAAGAAAGAAAUUACAAAUACAAAAUGCUAGAAUAUUUCCAUGUUACACUGAAUAACAGUA
Molecule: messenger RNA, 931 nt
Organism: Xyrauchen texanus (razorback sucker)
Lineage: Eukaryota; Metazoa; Chordata; Actinopteri; Cypriniformes; Catostomidae
Gene: fosl1b
Product: FOS like 1, AP-1 transcription factor subunit b
Exons: 4
Coding region: 184-810 (208 amino acids)
Biological process (GO): regulation of transcription by RNA polymerase II
Cellular component (GO): nucleus
Molecular function (GO): DNA-binding transcription factor activity, RNA polymerase II-specific; RNA polymerase II cis-regulatory region sequence-specific DNA binding
Source: RefSeq, a predicted model, not a curated record